Molecule: messenger RNA, 966 nt
Organism: Striga hermonthica
Lineage: Eukaryota; Viridiplantae; Streptophyta; Magnoliopsida; Lamiales; Orobanchaceae
Source: the annotation of a GenBank genome assembly
AUGUCAGGUGGGCUUAACCGAUCUUCAAGCGCUGCUUCAAAGAACGUCCUUCCUCCUCAAGAGCUCCUGGAUGAUCUCUGCAGCCGCUUUGUCCUGAACGUGCCAAAAGAGGAUCAGCAGUCUUUUGAGAGGAUUUUGUUUCUUGUGGAGUACGCACAUUGGUUUUACGAAGACAAUUCAGUUGAGAAAAAUCCGUCUUUGAAGUCGUUGACUUUGAAGGAAUUUACAUCUUUAUUGUUCAACAACUGUGAUGUUCUAAAGCCCUACGUUGCCCACAUAGAUGACAUAUUUAAGGACUUCACUUCAUAUAAAGUUCGAGUUCCAGUGACUGGAGCAAUUAUACUGGAUGAAACUUAUGAAAGGUGUUUACUAGUGAAGGGAUGGAAGGGAACUAGUUGGAGCUUUCCCCGCGGGAAAAAGAGCAAAGACGAGGAAGACCAUAAGUGUGCGAUUAGAGAAGUCCUAGAGGAAACAGGAUUUGACGUUUCAAAUCUUCUUAGCAAAGAGGACCACAUUGAGAUGAUUUUCGGGCAGCAGAGAGUGAGACUGUACAUAAUUGCUGGGGUGAAUGAUGAGACAUAUUUUGCUCCACAGACUAAGAAGGAGAUCAGUGAAAUUGCAUGGCAGCGGCUGGAUGAACUUCCAGCAAACAAUGAUGUCAUCUCUCGUGGGACAACAGGCCUCAAGCUCUAUAUGGUUUCUCCAUUUUUGGCUUCUUUGAAGGCAUGGAUUUCAGUGCAUCUGCCACCUGUUGCUCCCAGAUCUGAUAAACCUUGCAAAGGAAUUAGCGUGUGGAGGGCUAAACAUGGUUCUAGUGGAGGCAGCUCAACAGCAGUCGAGAGCCAGCUGACUAGAGCUGUAGCCGAUGUGCGUCCUCCCGAGGCUGUCCCUGUGAGAAGCUUCCUGAACUUCCGGUUUGACACUGGCCCAAUAUUACAAGCAAUAGAUCUUGCAUUCUCUGCUUAA